GACAAAGAAUUGCUGCAGCAGGAAGUGUCUCUGUUCAGGGGUUGCUAAAAUCUAGCAGCUGAGAGACUGGGAACUGUGUGGAGAAGACGAUGAUCUCAAUGGUUUUGGACAGUGAGAGAUGACACUCAACCAGGAUUCCUGCUCCUGAUUGACCUCCAUAGAUUCUGAUGCCUGACCCUAACUCUGUAAAGUGAAUGGAUUUUAACGUCAGGUUGUAAGGUGUGGAAUUGAACAUUCCGACUUGAAUAAUGCUCUUUGUCAGGACUCAGCUGAGAAUAGGCUGAAGCCCCUCUGCUGGACCGGAUUUUCAAUUAUUUAGACAGACCUUCACCAAAAGCAGCUUUCAGAUGUACAGACUGGAAGAACACUGAAGAUCCUGUAAAGAAGGCCAAGAGUGAUCACUCUUACCACGAUGGACAACAAGGCUCACUGUCUCUUUGACAAGUUCCUACAAGGGAAGACAUGCGGAGAGACGCUGAGCCUGUUUUCCGAGCUCUGCCACCUCCUGCAGCUGGACCCUGCCGACUAUUGCAACUUCUACCACAAGCUAAAAGGCAGCCUCAACUAUUGGAAAGCCAAAGCCCUGUGGGUUAAGCUCGAUAAACGAGCGUCGCAUAAAACUUAUGAACAAGGCCAGGCUUGUGCUGCUACAAAGUCUCUGGUUCUAGGAGCUGGUCCCUGUGGCCUCCGCACUGCCAUUGAGCUUGCGUUUCUUGGCGCCAAAGUGAUUGUUGUGGAGAAGAGAGAGAAUUUCUCACGGAACAAUGUUCUCCACCUGUGGCCGUUCACCAUCCAUGAUCUGCGAGCUCUCGGAGCCAAGAAAUUCUAUGGAAAAUUCUGUUCUGGUUCACUGAACCAUAUUAGCAUCCGGCAACUGCAGCUAAUUCUGCUGAAGGUGGCCCUCAUCCUGGGUGUGGAAGUCCAUGUAAAUGUGGAAUAUAAAGGAUUCAUUGAGCCUCCAAAGGAUCAGAAGAAGAAAGGGAUCGGAUGGCGAGCUGAUCUUCUCCCAGUUGGUCACCCAGUGUCCAAGUAUGAGUUUGACGUGUUUGUCUCUGCUGGUGGAGGCAAAUACGUCCCUAAAGGAUUCAAGAAGAAGGAAAUGAGAGGAAAACUGGCAAUUGGCAUCACGGCCAAUUUCGUUAACCGCAACACCACAGAGGAGGCCAAAGUUGAAGAAAUCAGCGGAGUCGCUUAUCUCUACAACCAGAAAUUCUUCCAACAGCUUCAUAGGGAUACAGGCAUUGACUUGGAAAACAUCGUUUACUACAAGGGUGACACUCACUAUUUUGUGAUGACUGCAAGAAAACAGAGUCUGCUGAAAUUUGGCGUCAUUGAACAGGACAGGCAAGAUGCAGAUUCCUUGCUAUCCAUGCAGAAUGUCAGUUAUGAAUCUCUUCUACGUUAUGCUCGCGAGGCUGCGAAUUUCUCCACAAAGUACCAACUUCCAAAUCUGGAAUUUGCCAAGAAUCACCGUGGAGAGCCGGACGUGGCCAUGUUUGAUUUCACCUGCAUGUACAGGUCGGAGAAUGCUGCACUGGUGAAGGAGCGGCAUGGGUACCGGUUGCUGGUUGCUCUGGUGGGAGAUUGCCUAGUGGAGCCCUUCUGGCCAUUAGGGACUGGAAUUGCCCGUGGAUUCCUUGCGGCAUUUGAUGCUGCAUGGUUAGUGCGUAAGUGGAGUAUGGGGAUCACACCUCUGGAGCUACUGGCUGAGAGGGAGAGCAUUUAUCAGCUGUUGUCUCAGACUACGCCUGAAAACACAAACAAAAACAUUAGUCAGUACAGUAUUGACCCACUCACCCGAUAUCCCAACCUCAACCUCAGUUACUUGAAACCUAACCAGGUGCAGCACUUGUAUGAUGUAGGAGGAACCAUAGCUACAGAGAAGGACGCCAGCCAGACAAAGGGGAAAAUGCUACGAAAUGAUUCUGUUGUAGGAUAUGAAGAGCUCCUGAGUUGGUGCAAACAGCAUACAGAAGGCUACAAGAAUGUAAAGGUGGUCGACCUGACAACAUCCUGGAAGAGUGGCCUGGCCUUGUGUGCGCUUAUCCACCAUUUUCGCCCAGGCCUUAUUAACUUUGAGAGUUUGAAAGAAGAAUCUGCUGCUGAAAACAAUCAACAGGCCUUCAACAUCGCAGAAAAGGAAUUUGGAAUCUCACCAAUCAUGACUGGAAGAGAAAUGGCAGAUUCCACCAGCCCUGAUAAGCUCAGUAUGUUCAUGUACUUGACUCAGUUCAACGAGUUCUUCAAGGAUUUAUCUCCUGAGCUCCAAGACAACAAUAGAAGGAAGAUAAUGACCAUGUCAUCAGCCAAGUCGGCUCUCUUGUUCCUCAGUACUCUCCGGAAAAACGUGGCCAACAAACGACGCUCACUGUCAGAAGCUGAGCAAGAACCAUUGCUGAAGAAAGACCCCGAUGACGCUAUUGCUGACCAAUUGUCAGCACGUUCUCAGUGGAACAGUGACAGCAUCAACUCACACGCAGAACAGCCACAGGAAAAGGUCGAGGAGGAAAUGGCUGAUGUUAAAAGACAGGGCUCCUUCAGACAGGCAGCGGGCCCCAGCAGCAGUGAGGUGUGCUAUUUUUGUAAGAAGCGGGUCUACGUGGUGGAACGCGUCAGUGCCGAGAGCCAGUUCUUCCAUCGAGGCUGCUUUAUGUGUGACCUGUGUGGCACCACCUUGCGCCUCGGAAACUACGCGUUCAACAGAGGAGAUGGAAAGUUCUACUGCACUUUUCACUAUAAUGGAUUGUUUGGCAUGAAUCAGAAUAAAUGGGAAGACACAGCUCAAAACUCCAAAAACAAGGAAGUUUUGGGUGAAGGAAUGGAAAUGGACAGUGCUGUGGAAAUGAGAGAUGAUAUCCCAACCACAGACAAAGCUGCAGAACUCGAGCAUGAAGAUAUUGCAGAAGACCAGCUGGACAAUGAAAAUGAACGUGAGAGAGGCAGUAAUCAGUAUGAUGAGGAAAUAGAACUGACAGUAAAAUAUGAAAAUCAAGAUAUUGAUGGAGGUCUUCAAGAUGAGAAGGAAGAUAAAGAGCAAGGGGUGGAAAGCUCCAGCCACUGCAAUGAAGAAUCCGAAUUGACAGAUAAAGGUCCUUAUGAAUGUACAGAACAUAUCAGAGUGCCUGUCAUGGGGCAUCUUACAUCACCUGGCAGGAGCCCUCCAGAGGAUAUGGAUCAGUCUUCUGAAAAUCCACAGGCUUUUGUAUCUCAUACUAUGGUAGAGCAUCAGUGGCCCAACAAUGGGAUCUCCAUGACAUUUGGAUCUAGCACACAGCAGAGGCAGAGUUCAAUUACAGAUAAGAUCUCCAUACCAUCACUUGAGAUCACUGAGCCCCACACCACUGAAUGUUUAUCCUCACAUUCUACCAAAGUCUUACACCUGGGAGAUGUCAACAGGUCAACGGAUAUUGCUGAUUGCAAAGGAGCUUCCACAGAUGAAUAUCUGAGUUACAUGCCUUGUCCAGGGGUUAAAGAGAAUGUACAGGAUGUUGAAAGGGUAGCAGAGUCUAGUUGUCCUUCAAAGGAACUUGCUUCAACACAUCUUGAUGUUAUCUUAGCCAUAGACAAGGAGAAAGAUGAUUGCAACACCCUAAUGAAGAAAUUGAGUCUUUCACCAUCCCUAAAACACAAACUAGCCAGACUAAGUGUAACCUCAGAGUCUGAUUCAGAAGGUCAGGAGGAUGACAAACAGCCCAGUGUUCAGUAUGACACAAUGUCAUCUGGGGGUGCAAGGCUUCAUCCAGGAAAAGCAGCAACUUGCACUGGUGUAGAAUCUGGGGACUUGGACAAGGAAUGGGAAAUACUGGAUCAUCCCUCACCAGUCUUUAGCACAGGAAAGAACAGAAGUCUCAAAGAGGAAGACAAGAAUAAUCAGGUUUAUUGGAACACACCCUGUCCUGACUUGAAGGUCAGAUCUAGUCCAAAUGCAGGUCAACCCUUGCAUACCAAGAACAAAUCAGAAAUCACAAAGAAUAAAGCCACAGGGGAAUUAAGAGCCAGUGAAAAGCCAACUGAGAAAGAUUUGGCUUCGGAACCUCCAAAUAAAUCAAGAUUGAAGGUUUUUUCUUUCCCCAAACUGUUUCCUCGCAUAUCAAGAAGAGAGAAGAAAAAUAAAGGACAUGAAAACUCUACUCCUCAUCUGCCAAAGGCAGAGAUAUCAGCAAUCCAGGUAGCUCUUCCUCCUCAGAAGGAAGUAAAAUCCUGCAAUCCAAGUGAUGAUGAGCAAUCAGAUGAGGAUGAAGAGGAGUCCCUUAGUGAAGACGAGAUGAAAUCAAACACUGAGCCACCAAUCAAAACUAAACUAAGCCCGGAGGAAUUGGCUGCAAGGCGAGAAACAUGGCGACUCAGAACUUUUCAACGUCGUGCGAAACAGGAAGAAAUGGCGAGGUUUUUGAAAGCACAGAUGAUUCAGAGGCGGCUGGAGGAGAUUGAACAGCUGUUCCUUGACUUGGAGCAGAGAGGCAUUCACCUUGAGCAAGAAAUGCGCAAUAAUAAAGGUGAGCAGCAAGAGUUGAUGCAAUCCUGGAUCAUGUUGGUGCAAGACAAGAACCAACUCCUGAAUGAGGAGUCUGAGUUAAUGAUCCAUGGUCGUGAGCUGGAACUGGAGGAUCAGAAGAGCAGACUGGAGCAGGAUCUAAGGAGGUACAUGGAGAUGAAUGAGUCAAGGAAGACACCGAAUGAUUAUCUUGAAGAGGAGAGGAUUUUCAAGGAGAUGAUUGAGGUGGUCAAGAUGAGGGACAAACUGGUCACAUUCUUAGAGCAGCAGAGACUUCUGGAAGAAGAACAACAUGCGGUCGUAGUGCCUGGGGCUGCAGCCAGAGACCUCACCCCAGCUGCCUCCAUCACCUGGGCAUGAAGAUAGCACAUUCAUAUCAAGUGGUCCUAGUUUAUUCAGAUUGAAGAAAUACUCCCAACAGAAAAUCCUUAGGAGGCUUUAUCUUUAAGUAUUCAUGGAGAACAACUCCGCUUCUAUAUUUAUUAAAAAAAAUUAUACAAUAUUUCUAAGAACCUAAUUUUUGUAAUUUGCUAUUUUGAUUGAGGUCAUUAUCUUCUUCCUCUUGGAAUAUUGAGCAUCUGAGGACAUUUCGGGGCUCAGUCUUGGACCCUAGGCCUGUCUCUCUGUUGCAGUGCAGUAAAGGGUUGUCAGAACCCAAGCCUAAGAAGAUAGAGCCUGACCUGUAAACUUACCUCAAAUUUUUUUGUAUUUUAAAUAAAUUGCAAGUUGAUUUUGUUUUUCACCACACACAUUAAAAAGGGUUUGUUCUCAUACAUUCCAUUCAAGAUUUUCUCCACGUUUGAAAUUAAUUAUCUGACUGACAAAAAUUUGUUGAUAUGAAAGGGAGGUACAGUCUGUGCUAUCUCAGAACAGGCACUGCACAAGGCACAAUACCCAGGAAGAUGCUAAAUGAGCAACCACGGCCCUUGUCACCAGCAUAGCUAAGGCUGCACUAGGUAUCACCUUGGCCUCAAUGGAACUGGAGCUUUAUGCAACAACGCUCCCAGGCAUAAGCCAGCUUCUGCUCAUGAUGUCAAGUGCUUUUGUAAAAAAAAAUCUUAUAGUUUGGAUUCUAUAUCAACCGUGCAUUGAGAAUAAUGUAUGAUUGUUAAUUCUGUGCAUUGCAACUGCUGAAUAAAAAAGAAUUUUCCAA
This is a messenger RNA of Carcharodon carcharias (great white shark), 5648 nucleotides long. It is a transcript of the gene mical1, whose product is annotated as microtubule associated monooxygenase, calponin and LIM domain containing 1. The coding region runs from base 413 to 4855 and encodes 1480 amino acids. Gene Ontology annotation, molecular function: FAD binding; protein binding. The transcript has 30 exons. The record is from RefSeq and is a predicted model, not a curated record. NCBI's taxonomy places the organism in Eukaryota, Metazoa, Chordata, Chondrichthyes, Lamniformes, Lamnidae.